AUGUCACGUCCUCUCGAUGGCAAGCUCGGAAUCGUGACCGGCGCCUCUCGAGGCAUCGGCGUCGCCAUCGCCGAGCACCUCGCCGCAAAAGGCUGCAACCUCAUCCUGGGCUACACCUCCCCUUCCUCCCAAUCCCCAGCCGAACAACUCGCAACAGACCUGAGCACAAAACACAACAUCCAGACCCUCGCAGUCCAAGCCGACAUGGGCACGCCCGAAGGACCCCAAUCCCUCGUCGCAACCGCCAAAUCCCACUUCGAAAAGCUCAACACCACCACCAAGUUCCAAAUCGACAUCCUCAUCAACAACGCAGGCGUCGCCCAAAACAACCUCCUCCCCUCCAUAACAGUCUCCCAAUUCGACGUAUCCUACCGCGUAAACGUCCUCGGCCCCUUGCUCCUAACCCAAGCCGUCCAGCCUUACCUGCCCACCGACCGCUCCGGCCGCAUCGUCAACAUGUCCUCCGUAAGCUCCUCCGCCGGCUUCCCCGAACAGAGCGUCUACGGCGGCACAAAGGCCGCCCUCGAGGCCAUGACGCGCACAUGGGCCCGCGAGCUCAGCGAGAACGCCACCGUCAACGCAAUCAACCCCGGUCCCGUGCUCACGGAGAUGUACGCGGGCAACACGCCCGAGUUCAAGCGCUUCAUCAAGGGCUUCAUCGAGCACGCGCCGCUGAUGAAGGCGAGGAAGGGGAUCGACUCGGACGAGCUGGUCAAGGCGGCCGAGGAGGAGGGCGGGAGGCCGGCGUACGUUGGGGAGAUUGCGGGUAUUGUGGGCAUGCUUGUCUCUGCGGACUCUGCUUGGUGCACGGGACAGGUUGUUUGUGCUAAUGGCGGUAUGUUUUUCGGGUUGCAGUAG
Messenger RNA from Colletotrichum fioriniae, 858 nucleotides. RefSeq lists its product as uncharacterized. Gene Ontology annotation, molecular function: oxidoreductase activity, acting on the CH-OH group of donors, NAD or NADP as acceptor. NCBI's taxonomy places the organism in Eukaryota, Fungi, Ascomycota, Sordariomycetes, Glomerellales, Glomerellaceae. The record is from RefSeq and is a predicted model, not a curated record.